AUGAUGGACGGGGCGGCACAGUCGAAGGGAAUCCUUCCCAUGGAAGCCAAAAAUGCUGCUAAACCUGGUCCUUGUGCACCUCAGGGGGCUCCCAUCGAGCCUACCAACAGUGUGGGGGAGGUCGGAGCCACCAGUGGUAGUUCAACCGCAGGUGGUUGCGCUGCUGCUGAUGAUGUCGUGGGAGCAAACGCUGGGCAACUAACAGGUGGCGCUGAGGGCACUGCUCGUGUGGCCGCAAACAAGGAUACUACGGGUGUGGCAGGGGAAAAUGGUGAUGGGGUAGGUCGAGAUGGAAAAGCCGUGUGUUUUGUCAAGCUUAACCCGGGAGCCGAAAACAACUCCGGACACAUCGGCGAAGAGCACAGCAGCAGCGAUUGUCAAAAGGAUGCUGAAGGUGCCGCUGUUGAUGCGGCUUUGAAUACGCGGCCAAACACUGAUGGGCUUGGCAAAUCGAGUGGGCACGUAGUUGACCGAUCGAACGAAGCCCAGGACGCGGUGGCUGUCAAGGCUGGGGUAUCUCAGCUGCCCGUGAGAUCAGAAAACAUGGGCUCACAAGUUUCUAAGGCGGCACCUGCGGCAGGAGGAACGCGUAAGGGUCAAUGGACGUUCAAGAACCAGACGAAAUGUAGGUUCUGCGGGGGAAGGCUUUGCCUCAGGUGCUCGGAGCAAUGCGCGCUGAGAUGCAAGGGAGCCGCAGUCAAUGGGCUGCAUUCUCACUGGAUAUCCGACUCCAUCAUUGGCAUGCAGAGGCCCAGCAGCCGCCUGAUUAAGACGUACGACAUUGUCGGCCAGUUCAAGCGGAAGGGGGUGACGGCCAUUUUUAAUCUCACAGAGCCGGGGGAACAUCCUCAUUGUGGAGACGGGCUGGAAAAGGCCAGUGGCUUUCCGUACCUGCCCGAAACCUUCAUGCGAGAAGGCAUCUCUGUGUACAACUUUUCUUGGGAGGACAUGACGACGCCAUCGAUGGCACUUCUUUCGGACAUCAUCAGAGUAGCACUGUCCUGCCUUCGGACAGGGGGCAAGAUCGCCGUACAUUGCCACGCUGGCUACGGCCGAACGGGCCUCGUGAUCGCAAGUAUCUUGGUGAUGAUGAACAAUCUCCCCCCCCAGCAAGCCGUGGCUCUCGUCAGGGAGAAGAGGCCUACUUCUUUGCAGACGAACGCCCAGGUCUCGAUGGUGGGAGAAUUCGCCAACUUUGUGCGCGGUGUUCGGGUGGUGUAUCACUUCACGGACCAUGCCAGGGUCACGCUCGGGCAGCAUCUUGCACAGCAGCCAGCGAAAGGCCCGAGGAUGUGGCUCAAGCUCUUGCGGGCGUGGACCACAGCAGUGAAGCUCACAAGGAGAAGAAUCCCAGCCCAACUAUUGUACGAUUGGCUAGCGCAGCUGGCCGUUCCCCCAAUAACGGUGACCGAGCUGAGGAGAGCGUUGCCGCAAAGCACCGUAUCGGUGGCUCUGGAGGACGAUGGGCAAGAAGCCACCGUCAAGGCCACGAGUGCAUUCGAAACCUCUUCGGAAGGGCAGUUUCAUCGUCUGAACCUGCUUCCCGUGGGCCAGGUUCGACUGUUGCAGUGCCUUACGGAUUGCGUGAGGAACGUCCGAGAUUCUCUAGCAGCGGCCGGCACACCCCAAGGAAGGGCGUACCAGAAGGGGUGCUUGCGCGUGGCCAUCGCAAUGGUCCAUCUCCAUUCAGCACACGAAGGACUUCUGGUUGGAAGAAACAUCGCACAGGAUGUGUUCCAGGCGGCUGCGUCGCUUUCUACCCCUACGUCGACAAGCAAGCACCGGCAACCUUUGGGAGCGCCCCAUAGGCUAGGGAGCGGCUCUUUGGCGGGGGACCUCAUGUUUUGUUCCAAAGCGAUGGAGGUGCUUGUCGACUGCUGGAGAGCUCCGUUGCGAUGCCGGCCGUACAGCAAGCUCGAGGCCCUCGACAACCAGCCAGAAAUACACGGAGGCAACGAAGAGUACUGGCACCAGAAGCGACGGAGCGUGGUUCCACCAAAGUACCGACAACAACAUCACGACGCCGCACCACUAGGAGCAGAACAGCGAACGCCUCUGAGACGGCGAUCCGCGAGUUCCGGCAACGUCAAGCAGGGCCUAGAAAAUGUUGCCCCGUUUGACGUCAUCAAGCCGCUCGAGGACGAGAAAGACGACCCGGGAGUACAAAGCAGUGCUACCGGUGCUCACGAUUUGUAG
Ectocarpus siliculosus is the source of this 2196-nucleotide messenger RNA. NCBI's taxonomy places the organism in Eukaryota, Phaeophyceae, Ectocarpales, Ectocarpaceae. The record is from the annotation of a GenBank genome assembly.